GAAGUUUAAUGUAAGUAAUGUUUUACAUUUACUUGUCAGCUGUUGGGAGUGGUCGCUCCAAGAAGGAAGCUAAACAUGAUGCAGCCAAAUGUAUCCUCAAAAGGCUCAAUGAAUUGGGAGUUUCAUCAACACCAGAACCUGACCCAGAUGAGAUAGUACAUGCACUGAGUGUAGAUUCACCAUACAAAGGCAUGCUACAGGAGAAUGCUGUAGGUGCAUUACAAGAACUGUGCAUGACACAUGAAAUUCAGGUUCCAGAGUACAAGGUGAUAGGUGAUGAAGGCCCACCUCAUGCAAAGCAGUUUACGAUCAUGUGCCAGGUGUCCAAACUUGAGGAAUCAGCGGUUUCUCGUACCAAGAAGCAAGCUAAGCAGCUGGCAGCCUUCAGAAUGUUGAACAGACUGAAAAGCUCACUUGCAGAUGUGCUCGCCUCUACAGCUGGUGAGAAAGAUGGCCCAUCAGAAAGUAGAAAAAGUGGAGAGAUAAGUAGCGGGAUUGCAGUGAGCAAGUACAAGGAAUUGGGAUCACAUACACUGGGUGGCCGCAAGACAGUUAUUGGCCUGAAGAUCUCUGAGUACCAUCUUAUGAUGAAAAAUCUUGACAGUGUACUGCUGAAGAGGCUUAAGGAUGGGAAUGAAGACCUGAAAAUGGAAGCAGAAGAUGAUCCAAUGGGUGUGCUUAAGAGAAUUUUGGAGGAAUUGAAUUUGGAUGCUGAAUUCAAUGGAAUUGGAACUAUUGAAUGUGUGUGUCCAUCUAGUUUCCUGCUCUCUCCAGAUCAGAAAACAAUUCUCCUGUCCAUAUCUACAAGCCUGCAGUCUGUUGUGUUUGGGACUGCUACCACAGAGGAGGAAGCUUGUAAGAUGGCAGCAACAAAUGCACUGGAACACCUGAAACUCAUGUCUUCCUGAGGUAUUGACAGCUUCUUCUGAUCACUGAACAUUUUUUUGAAAUAUUUCUUGCACAUCUCUCUCUUUUUUUGUUUUGAAUCAUAUUGCAUACUGAAUAUGAGACAAGCUGAACUGUUCAUUUACCCACUUAUUUAUUGAAGUUAUAAUUUACAUAGGCUUAUAUCAACUUAACACCAGGUUGUUGCCCUGUAUGGUUCUUAACUUAACUUAAUUUAAUUAAAUUACCUUCUAAUUUUCUUAUUGAAAUUUACAUUGUAUCUGUUCAGGCAGUCUACAUUUUUCAUCUUCCUUGCUCUGUUUUUCCUUUCACAUUUAACUUUGAAUUAAAAGAUCAGCUAUUUAUUUGUAAAUGACAUAUAUUAAAUUUACAAUGUCUGUGUAUAAGCUAAAUAAACUUGAUGUGAGAGUAUAUAAAAAUAUUAAAAAUGAAGAUUGUUUUGAGUUAUAGGUUAGUCUUCGGUAUUUGUGUUUACUGUUUCUAGUGUUUUAGAAACGAUUAUAGCCAGCAUAGGCUGAAUCAUUUUCUUAAAGGAUACAGUGGUCUCAUUAUGAAGACAGUUGAAAGUGAUUCAUUUCAGAAGCAUAAAAUACUGUAAAAAUGUGUAUGCUAUUACUCUCAUAAAUUGUGCUCUUUUGUGUAAAGUAUUUCAUUUAUUUCAUGUGUUUUCGCAAUGUUGUGAACUGUGAUUGGGACUUACUGAAUUAUUUUGUAAUAGUAUAGUUUCUUGAAUAAUAAAAAUGUUGAAUUCUC
Messenger RNA from Cryptotermes secundus, 1659 nucleotides. RefSeq names its product RISC-loading complex subunit tarbp2. The coding region runs from base 18 to 908 and encodes 296 amino acids. NCBI's taxonomy places the organism in Eukaryota, Metazoa, Arthropoda, Insecta, Blattodea, Kalotermitidae. The transcript has 5 exons. The record is from RefSeq and is a predicted model, not a curated record.